AUGGCGGUGCCCGCCCGGUGCGGGGCCGCAGUUGUGCAGGAGCGCCGGCACCAUGCGGGCGGCUGCGGGGGAUGUGGUGGGCAUCCUGUGCUUGGUUUCUGUGGCGGCCACGCUGGAUUUCAAGUACCACCACACCGAGGAGCUGGAGAAGUACCUGAAGGGAGUUCACGCCGAGUACCCCUCCCUGACCCACUUGCACAGCAUCGGGCGAUCGGUGGAAGGUAGAGACCUGUGGGUUCUUGUUCUGGGAAAGUUUCCAACCCAUCAUAAGAUUGGCAUUCCAGAGUUCAAGUAUGUUGCUAAUAUGCAUGGGGAUGAGACUGUUGGGAGAGAAAUACUGCUCCAUUUGAUAGACUUCCUGGUGACCAGCUAUAGACAGGACCCAGUUAUCACCCGGUUACUCAAUAAUACCCGGAUUCAUAUCAUGCCGACAAUGAAUCCUGAUGGAUUUGAAGCUACAAAAGUGCCUGAUUGUUAUUACACACGAGGAAGGUACAACAAGAAUGGAGAAGAUCUGAACAGAAAUUUUCCUGAUGCCUUUGAAAAUAACAGCGCUAACAUUCAGCCAGAGACUCAAGCAGUAAUGAACUGGAUAAAAAAUGAAACGUUUGUUCUUUCAGCAAACUUGCAUGGGGGUGCUCUGGUUGCCAGUUACACCUUUGAUAAUGGUAACUCAGUUACUGGCUCUUCGAAAGGCUAUAGCAGAUCUCCAGAUGAUGAUGUCUUUAUUCACCUGGCAAAAACCUAUUCUUCCCACCAUGCCAGCAUGUACAAAGGGACUGGGUGUGACAACAGACAAACUUUUCCAGAAGGCAUUACCAACGGAUACUCUUGGUACCAGCUGGAAGGUGGAAUGCAAGAUUACAACUAUGUCUGGGGACAAUGUUUUGAAAUUACAUUGGAGCUGUCAUGCUGUAAAUAUCCUCCAGCAGACCAGCUGGAAAAGUUCUGGAGAGACAACAAAGUUGCUCUGAUUGAAUAUAUAAAACAAGUACACCUAGGUGUCAAGGGUCAAGUUACUGAUAAGAAUGGGAAUCCUAUUCCCAAUGCCAUCGUGGAAGCCAAAGGAAGGCCUCAUAUCUGCCCCUACAGAACAAAUGAACAAGGGGAGUACUAUCUUCUCCUUUUGCCUGGGACAUAUGUGAUCAAUGCUACUGUACCAGGAUUUAAAUCAAUGCUGAAGACAGUGGAAAUACCUGACAACACUGGUAACUUCAGUGCUUUAAAACAGGACUUCUCUUUCCCAGAGGUCUCUAUCAGACCAAAAGUUGCUUCAUGUCCCAAAAUUCCCCUCUACCAAGAGCUUACAAGGGCUUCAGCUGCAGUAAAACCAACCCUACAUGUCUUGGCUUUAAUAACUGCUCUGUUUGUAAUUUUUAAAUAAAGUCAGGAAUGAGAUGUCAUGGCCAGGCAAAAUCCACCAGCACAAAUGUGGCUUUGCAGACAAGGAAUUGUAUAUGCAAAAGAAUGUCUGUUUUUAUAAACCAGAUUCUCAGAUUCACAAUCAUGUUCACUGUAUUUUGUAAAAUACUGGGUUGACAAUCGAAUGUUUUACUUUGACUAUAUUUUUAAUUGUAAUAGACUAUCAUAUUUUUCUAUGUAUUUUACUCGGAAGAAAUUUUGUACAGCCAAUGGAGAUAGCUGUAGAAUUUCAAUGUAGGAAGUACAAAUACAUUCUAAAGACUUUGCCUGAAUUCAAAAAAAGUUGAGGAUUGUACUGCAAAUGUUUUAUGCAAGCUCAGGUUCCUCUCUGAACCAACAGCUAAGGUGCCACACAACUGUAAGUGAUCAGAUCAAUCCUAUUUUCUCAUAACAAAGUCGUUGCUAUAAAUGAGGAAUGGCAUUUAAAAUAUGCUUUUUCUUACUUGGACAGAUGAGACUGCUUAGGGCUCAAAUGAGGUAAAGAACAGUAACACAGGUUUUAAGACAAAAGGAUGGAAAUGAAGUAUGUGCUGAAGUGCCACGCUCCUGGAAGCUGGAUUAUAAUCUGCACCAUCAGGGAGAAGGGAGGAAUUUGUCUCUCUGAAAACAGUGUUCUACAGCAGAGCUGCUGAAAACAAUGUGGGAACAGUCACUGACAGCUUUAUACCUUGCCCAUUUUUAACUGAAUUUGGUGUGGAACAGAACCACAGACAAUUCAGAUUCCUUGAAUAGCUUUAGCAAUGGCUUUAUAUUGCUUCAGUAGCUACUGCACUGUUGGGACUGUCUAACACACAUGCCAGGAGCUGGCAGGCACACUUAGAAAGGCAGAAACCAGUUCCUGUUACAGAGGCUGGUUUCAGCACUCCCCUGGCUGGGCUAGGCUGUAUUGUAGCCGGAUUAGCAGAUUUCUUUUGCCUGGCCAGUUGCAAAUCAUUGUCAGGGCCCUUUGAAGCUGUCCAAUAAACACAAAAUUUAUCAAGAAAAGCCAGUUAGUACCAUCUCCUGUGUUUAUUUUAAAACGUUAUCUGCCAGUAAUUUUCUUACGCAAUUUUAAAAGUAAACCAGAAGAGAUUAUCUUUGGAAACAUCAAUCUUUUCCUGUAUACAGUAAAUAAAAAAUGCAGGAAUGCAGUUAAUCCCUUAAUGCCUUUUCAAAUCUUUCCUGAGGCACUGCUCUGUCACACCAGGCCCCACCAGCUGGGCUGUGGAGCUUGGGCAUCAGCCACUUACCUGUCUGCCAGCCAGCUGCAUUCAGUGUGUGAAUGCACUUCAGAACAUGAAAACAGUAUUGCUGAUUGAGAAUGAGGGCUGCAUGCGCAAGGUACUGUUUUUUUAAUGUAUUCAUCAUAUACAUUUGAAUUUUCUAUCUUUUCUCACCCUCUGAUCUGCUGUGGCUUGUUUACCGGUCAGAGAAGUAAUUAAUUAUCCACGAAGUCCCACCACUGAUAGUUGGUUCUGGUCUGUCACUUAUAGCAGAAAGAACUAGAGAUGCUUUGAGUGUAAAAUCCCCAAAAUGCAAGAAAUCUGAGAGAAGUCAGCAGUUCAGCAGGUGAGUGAGGGCAGAAAGAGUGUGCAUGCUGCUUAGAGGAACAAGAAUCUGUAUGAAAACCAAGUACCAGAACUUGUAACAAUCAAGUCAUUAACAUUAACAUUAAAAAGAAAGAGCACCAAAGAGUAUAUAAAGAAAUCUUUAUUUAAAGCUUUUAAAUGGAACACAGUACUCAGUUUCCCUAGAAAAAGAACAACUGAAAACCAAAAGAUAAAUGCAACAUGCAUGAAAGUUCUCAUAAAGGGAUCUAUGCACUGUGCAAGUGGAGUGGAUACUUGUAUUUCAGUGGUUACUGAUUGUGAUUGUACUGGGUAGCCAGAAGGUACACAUCAUUACAAGCUCUUGAAAGCAUCUUCAUCUAGGAAUAGUGGCAAUAUUGCAUAGUUAUUUCAAUUCACUAUGAACUACUCUGUUUAACAGUAAUUCCAGCUAUGUGUAGUCAGACAACAAAGAUUUUGAUUUUAGAAAAGCUAUUGGUAUUUUAGGUGUUAAGUAAUCAUCAUGUAGAUAGCCAAUAAUUUGGCUCACAACCAAGAAGUGUCCUUUAAAAUCAGGCUGUUAAGCUAAAGCAAUAUUUACUCAAAAGGUGAGACAACACCUUUUAAGUAUGACCAAUUUUACAUGUAGAAUAUAGAUACAGAUACACUAGAGAGGCAUUCACUUGAAGCUUUCAGUGCACCUGUGCUAAAAAUAAUAUAAAAAAAAAAAGGGACACACUAUAGUUAAAAGCAACAAGUUUUCACAUUCACUAAGUGCAAUUUUAACAUUGCUAAAAGACACCUUAAGCCUAGGUUUUGUUUUGCUUGUGCAACCUUUAAACAACAACUCAAGAUAAACCUUUAACUCAGGUAUGGAGUGCCAGAAAAGCCCCCUUAGCCGGGCAGGUAAUCCCCCAGAAGAGGCAGACCCUGCCAGCCAGAGGGCUGAUACUCCAGCAAAGCAGUCCCUGUGUGAGGUGGCGCAGGGUGUGCAGGAGAGCACAAGUGUAACUACACUACGGAAUGGGCUUCAGCAAGUACAGAAGUGACCCUGCAGCCCCUCCACGCUGCACCCACUUGCUGGCCCUGAGAACGGCCAUGAGAGCAGCUGACAGAGCUCAGCACAGGGAUGAGCUCUGCCUGUCCACGAGUCCAUGCACAUGUCCAAUGCUCCAUCACACAGGGAAACACCUCAACAGCAAAUGCCCCUUUUCAGGCCAAGUGUUGCACAACAAAGCACUGUAGGGUAAGGGAUAACUGCUGCCCCACGAUAUGUGUGGCAAGUUAACAUUCUCGAUAAAUUACCUGCUUUAAAAUUAUAAACUCUAAAGUUACACCUUAACACAAGAGCAGCUGUACAUUAAGAUGGCAAAGAAAAGGUCUUCAUCGCUGUAUUCAUCCUAAUUAUUGAUUUGUUUUAUUCAGUUUCAUCAUGCUUCUAAUAAUUUUCUAAUCUCUCUUUUAUAAGACAAUUUUCUGAAACAAUUAUCCUUGACGCUUUCUGUAAGAACGAGGAAUUAUCUUCCCCUCAACUUAGUCAAUAAAGGGAAAAAGUCUGCCUGAAAUCUUGCAUGUGGCUUCAUACCCACACAGACAGUACGGAGACAGCGACAUUGGAACAAAUUUACAGCAAACAGAACUCAGUGAUAAAAAUCGUACCACACUUUCAGAACAGAUGUAACGCUUUUCACCAAUUAACAUUUUGAAACGCUUUUACCCUUUCGGAAUCAACCUGCUGAUGGGCGCAGUGCAGCACAGCACUCGUGGCACACAUUUCUGCCCACGUGCUCCUUAGGAACACAGACACAACUCAAGGGGUGCUGCUCAGUAAAAAGCAUCACCUUGCAGUGUGAAUGUUCAAUACAACCACCCACCCAGCUACUUCGGUUUCAGCCUCAAGUACCUCACUUUGCACUUCACUUCCUUGGGUCAAGAGUUGAAUUUCAAUACUAACAAAUAGGUACAUAGUUAAAGAGCUGUAUUUAAACAAUAAGUAGGUUUAUCAUACUUUAUAAAAAAGAAAAAAUGAGAGUUCUCGCACCAUUUAUAUAUUACUAUUGUCUAUCUGAUGGGUAAGAAGGAAGAGACUAAGACAAUUACUGAAAAUUACUGAAAACAAACUCCAUCAAAAUAUUCUCACUGUGCUCAUGUUGCACCAGCUCCAUCUCUAAUAAAUGUUCGAGUGCAACACAGAAGUUGUUUUAAGGGAAGAAAAAAAAGAAAGCAAAGCCAUAAAUCUUUCUGUGGCCUUCUUAAUCUAAAUAAAAUCCGAAUAUUUCUCUGUAUUUUAAUGCUACAUUUCUUAAAUAUUUUUCUUGAGAUUUACUUAAGUAAGCAUAUUUAUAUGACUACGCAUAUACCAGUAGACUAAUUCAAUAAAUUAAAACUCAAAACAUUAACUGUGAGCACAAGAAUAUUUACAAAUGGCAAUAAAUUAAAGAUUAAAA
Myiozetetes cayanensis is the source of this 5395-nucleotide messenger RNA. It is a transcript of the gene CPM, whose product is annotated as carboxypeptidase M. The record is from RefSeq and is a predicted model, not a curated record. Gene Ontology annotation, molecular function: metallocarboxypeptidase activity; zinc ion binding. Gene Ontology annotation, biological process: proteolysis. Gene Ontology annotation, cellular component: cell surface. Lineage: Eukaryota; Metazoa; Chordata; Aves; Passeriformes; Tyrannidae. The transcript is spliced from 9 exons. Bases 53 to 1384 code for a protein of 443 amino acids.